UGUGGUAAGCGAUUCAAGCGUAUGGAGCACCUCAAGAGGCACAACCGCACGCAUACGCAGGAGCGACCCCACAAGUGUCCGAUGGAGGGAUGCGGCAAGUACUUUGGCCGUACAGACAAUUUGGCUCAGCACUUGAAGACCCACUUCCGC
Messenger RNA from Jaminaea rosea, 150 nucleotides. RefSeq lists its product as hypothetical. Gene Ontology annotation, biological process: sexual reproduction. Gene Ontology annotation, molecular function: DNA-binding transcription factor activity. The record is from RefSeq and is a predicted model, not a curated record. The transcript has a single exon. Gene Ontology annotation, cellular component: nucleus; Tec1p-Ste12p-Dig1p complex; Ste12p-Dig1p-Dig2p complex. Lineage: Eukaryota; Fungi; Basidiomycota; Exobasidiomycetes; Microstromatales. The annotation marks the transcript as partial.